AAAUAUCUUCUUUUGUGGGUGAACCAUCCCUUUAACUGCUUUCUGAGUAGCUCAAUAAGCUGCAGCACAUGCACAUUCAGUCUAAUGUAUUUUACACACAUCUUUCUUCUUUCUCAGUCAGGUAAACAACGAAUUUGGAGACAAAGUGACACUGGAUCAACACCUAGACGGAUGUAAAAAAUUUAUUUCUGACCAAUGCGAUUAUUUCUAUUGCUGUGGAAUACAAUUUUCCAAAACACACAGAGGAAUAAUUAUCUUUGUUUUAGAUAGUAUGCUUACAAACAAAGGCCACACCUCCUACAGUUCCUCCUCAGGGGGCUGAGCCAAUCAUCAGAGGUCAUGGGCCGAAGGGCAGCUGACACGUCCAAUGCGGUGCCGGCACUAGAAGUGCCUCUAGCUGGUGGGCGGGCCGUCCUGUCUCAAAAAUGGGGCCCUUUGUGCAGUGUUGGCGUCCAAACGUCGCCGGGCCUCCGCUCACUUCCGUCAUUGAAGAAGAAGACUCAAACGGUCAGUACAGCCAACGGACCAACUGCCGAAACCAUGUCGCUGGAUCGGGCGAGGCGUUGUGAAGUUAACGGAAGGCACGUUGUCAAGGCGGCGUCCAGGAACCAUGAAGCACAGGACAGGACGUCCCAGGAGAGCGAGGUGUACUGUCAAAUCAAAGCCAGUCCAAACCAAUCCGGGCCAAGAGGGAGUUUAAAAAGAACCCCCUGGUAUGUUAACGGAAGUAUUGUUGCUCCUGAGGUGGUGGGUGGCGUUUGCAGCGAAGGGGCGGAGUCUGAGGAAGCGAGAUGGCAGAGUCAAACAAUGACACGUGAAUGUAGGCGGGGUCAGUCGCUGAAAGGGGAGGCAUCCAGGCCGGCCGCCAGCUCGUACACCACGCCCCCUCGCCCAUGUCGCAUGAUGACAUCAUCACCCAGACUGUGCGCCAGCUGUGGGCGGAGGCAGUCUCAAGCACCACCCUGCAUGGCACCUGCUUGUCGCAAACGAGCAGCCAGUCAGGUUCAAGCAAGCAUGACGCUUCCGACGCCGCCGAGGAAAAGCUGUUCGCCUCGAUUGCAGAAACAAAACUCCACGGUUGCACAGCCAACGUACAUGCAAAUUCCCAAUCACACAACGCCAAACGCAUGCUCUACCCCCGUACAAUCCAACAAAAAAGAUGCAAAAACAGAAGAAUUUACGCUGUCUGAAAAGCCCAAAAAUGACUUGACGAGGCACAAAACGCAACACACGCAAACACGAGUCAAAAUAGAAUCAACCGCACAACACGCAUCGCAAGACACAAAGGACAAGUGUGCGACCACGCAAACGCACAAAUACGCCACAUCUAAACCGAUUGGCUGUGAGUCCCAAACCACACCCACUCCUCCACCCAAGCAAGACUUGAAAUCAAUACAAGUCAAAUGUAAACCAGCACCUCCAGAGCUUCUGAUUGGCUCAGCGGCCGGGCCUAAUCCACAACCCCCACCCCCCCCUCCACCAGAACUUAAAACUGAUACGGAAACGGACUCUAAAGACACUCAUCCACCUCCAACAGACGAUAUCCCACAAUGCAAUGGUGCACCUGGCGUUCUACACGGACUGCUGCAGAAUGUAGAAGAAAACCUGCUGUAUAAUCAGGAAAAGAUCAAAGUCCUUCUCAAUGUCAUUCAGGACCUGGAGAGGAACAAAGCAAUGAGUGAAGGGCGUUGUUCUUACAGAACAGGUCAGGACAUCAACAACUGCUCAACCUGCCAGAAAACAGCCUGCAUCAUAUACAGUGUGGAGCACGACUUCCGUGUGCAGGAGGGACGAUUUCAAAGCAUUCUGGAAGCCUUGGAUGAAGCAGAGUACGAUGUUCCUGCCCCCGUCCUAAAGCCCGCCCACAUACAACCUCGAACCAAGAGCCGCGUCAAGAAACUGCGAAAGAAGUGUUUCUGGUGGCUAUAGAGAACCAUCGCCAUGGAGAUCUACCGCGGCUUAGAUUGUAUAAUUACUUUCGUUUGCAUUCAUGGAAAAUGCCACCAGCACCACUGCUGUCAUAGAGAUGUGGUUACAAUGUCGGAAAGUAAAACUUUUGGACCAUGAGCUUCAUAAUACAGUCCAGGAUAAAGGAUUUGUUAAAACCGUUGCUCCUACUGAACGGAUUACGCUUUGAAAUAAUUGUUACAUUGUGACGAAAUUCUCAAAGCCCAGGCUGAACCAAAAGCUCAUCUGACAUCCUGAAAACUUGAGGACAAUUUAAAACCCAAGGAGACCCACAAGACCUUGCGUCUAACCAGUCAAUAAAUCCCCUUCAUACUAUCUGACAGAGGCGGAAUGCAGUCGAUAUCCCUCUACGCUGAUGGACGGAGUGUUAUCCUGAUGGAGAUUCUGUCUCAUCUCCUCAUCACCGUUCUCUGACCUUUGUGUGCGGAUAGCUUUCGUCCCCGACUAAUGAAUGUCUAACGCUCUGUUCCCAAACCUAGUGAUCUGCCUACAUACACAGCAUUUUAAGCAACUGGUAGUUGAGCUCCCCUUGCAAAGGCAGUUCCAAAUUAGGCCGUUUUAUAAGAUACAACCACACUGCAUUGUCCUUGUUGGUAGCAUCCAAGUUGUUACAAUUACUGUUUAAAUGAAUGGUUCACCCAAAAAUGGAAAUUUGCUGAAAAUGUACUCAGCCUCAGUCCAUCAA
This is a messenger RNA of Sinocyclocheilus anshuiensis, 2653 nucleotides long. Its product is annotated as protein FAM196B-like. The record is from RefSeq and is a predicted model, not a curated record. Bases 340 to 1929 code for a protein of 529 amino acids. The transcript has 3 exons. NCBI's taxonomy places the organism in Eukaryota, Metazoa, Chordata, Actinopteri, Cypriniformes, Cyprinidae.